Osmia lignaria (orchard mason bee) is the source of this 2038-nucleotide messenger RNA. Its product is annotated as sodium-dependent nutrient amino acid transporter 1. Gene Ontology annotation, biological process: sodium ion transmembrane transport; nitrogen compound transport; amino acid import across plasma membrane. Gene Ontology annotation, molecular function: L-amino acid transmembrane transporter activity; amino acid:sodium symporter activity. The record is from RefSeq and is a predicted model, not a curated record. NCBI's taxonomy places the organism in Eukaryota, Metazoa, Arthropoda, Insecta, Hymenoptera, Megachilidae. Gene Ontology annotation, cellular component: plasma membrane.
UCUUGAUACAAGGGAUAUUAAUGUGAAAGUGCACUUCUUUGGAGAACAUUCACAGAAGAAACUUUAAAUGAAGUGAAAUCUUUUGCAGCAGUAUUCUGAAAUUGUUAAACAGAGAUGGAGAAGUUAGAGAAUGGAAUUUAUACGCAAAAUGCCUUCACAAACAACGCUUUCCAGAUGGAAGAUAUUCAUCUUGAACAAAAGGAAAAUAAUUUUCCCGAUGUUGAGAAAUCAUUGGAGAAGUCCAAUGCUCAGCAGAAACCACCUUCAGAAAACAAUACAGCAAGAGCAGAAUGGGGUGGAGGACUACAAUUUUUAAUGGCAUGCAUUGCCACUUCUGUGGGUCUUGGAAACGUAUGGAGAUUUCCAUUCACUGCCUAUGAGAAUGGAGGUGGUGCUUUUCUGAUACCUUACAUCAUAAUUUUAUUAUUCGUCGGCAAACCUUUCUAUUUUUUGGAAGGCCUUCUCGGUCAAUUCACCAACAAAUCAUGCGCAAAAACAUGGAACAUGGUACCUGCAAUGAAAGGUCUAGGAUAUGGACAAGCAUUUGCAGCAACCUGCGUAGUGUCUUAUUAUUGCGCUCUAAUGGGUUUGACGUUAUACUAUCUAGUAGCAAGUUUCCAAUCUGAACUACCUUGGUCCUAUUGUCGAGAAGAAUGGCAGGGUCAAUGCGUAGACGCUGUUUCGAAGGACAACAACAUAAGCAAGAGCGCGAAGUUGCUUGAUAACGAUAACGGUACCCUUCGUAGCUCCGCAGAAUUAUACUUUAGGAAGAUCGUUCUGAACGAGUAUGACUCCAUCGAGGAUGGAAUUGGUACUCCUUCCUGGCAACUCACCAUCUGUCUUUUCUUAAGCUGGAUGACGAUAUUCAUCGUGCUUUGCAGAGGAAUAAAAAGCACAGGAAAAGCAGUAUAUUUCCUAGCAAUAUUUCCUUAUAUCGUUAUGAUUGCUCUGUUACUUAGAGCAGUGACUUUGGAUGGUGCUGUCGAUGGGAUUCUAUUCCUAGUCACUCCGAAAUGGGACAAAUUGUGGCAACCCACUGUGUGGUAUGCAGCAAUCACCCAAUGUUUCUUCUCCUUGUCAGUUUGCUUUGGUCCCAUCCUUACUUACUCAUCCUACAGUAAUUUUGGGCACAACGUUACCAGGGAUGUCAUGAUAGUGACCACUUUGGACACGUUUACAAGUCUGAUAGCAGGUUGCACGAUUUUCGGUAUUCUAGGAAAUUUAGCCCACGAGAUAGGCACCGAAGACAUAUCAACAGUGGUCCGUGGAGGUACCGGACUAGCAUUCAUUUCUUAUCCAGAAGCAUUGUCUAGAUUCAAAUUGGUUCCCCAACUGUUUGCUGUUCUUUUCUUCGUGAUGAUGUUCGUCCUUGGCGUUGGAAGCGCAGUGGCUCUUUGCGGUGCCGUCUUCAGCAUCCUCUGUGAUCAUUUUCCAAAAGUGAAUCACUGGAAGUUGGUGCUGAUGGUGUCGGUUUUCGGGUUCUUCGUUAGCCUCGUCUACGUCACUCCUGGCGGUCAGUGGUUCAUAACACUGGUAGAUUAUUAUGGUGGCACGUUUGUGGCGAUAAUAGUGGGUGUAUUAGAGAUGGUAACUAUUUUCUGGAUCUAUGGUCUGUCGAAUUUUCUCAAUGAUAUAGAGUUCAUGCUGCGGUCGAGACCCUCCUUCUAUUGGAGACUCUGUUGGGCCUUCAUCACGCCUGUAUUGAUGAUUGUUAUUUUAAUUUACACGAUCGCCACUUAUGAACCACCUACUUAUGAUGGAUUCAUGUUUCCCACAUAUGCUUAUGGUAUUGGCUGGUUCUUACUGUCCCUGGGAGUUUUAGCAAUCCUUGGUUGCAUUUUGCAGAAACUAAUAGAGAAACGAUCAUCAUCCUUGAUAGAAACUAUUAAAGCAGCAUUUAGGCCCGAUGAGAAUAAAUGGGGACCCAGUGAUCCUAAAAUUCGGCUGAAAUGGAAGGAGUUCAUAGCCGAGAAGAAUUUCCAACAUCGAGGUGGCUUUGUCCAGACUUUUUUCAAAUAAAAAACAAUUCCUGUCUGUA